Molecule: messenger RNA, 760 nt
Organism: Rhizophagus irregularis DAOM 181602=DAOM 197198
Lineage: Eukaryota; Fungi; Glomeromycota; Glomeromycetes; Glomerales; Glomeraceae
Source: RefSeq, a predicted model, not a curated record
CAUGGCAAAAAACUCAAUUAUUUAGACAAAAAAGAACUGGUGGAAGUGAUGAUUUAGUGGAUGAUGAUGAAACUUUUGGAUUUGAUGUUAAAGUUGAAUUAGUACCUGAUAUUGUAUGUGAUCCUUUACCUGAAAUUAUCAGAGAAAAAGGAGAAGAAAUGUUGUUUAAUGAUAAAGAGACUAGUGAUUUUAUCAUUUCUCUUGAAAUUAAUGAAUCUAAAGAAAAUCAAGAAUAUUAUGUUCAUACAAAAGUAUUAUCUUCGAGAUCAGAUUAUUUUAGAGCUCUUUUAGAUUCAAAAAUGAUUGAAUCAAAUAAUGGGUCAUUAAUCCUUAAAGAUAUUUCAGCAAAAACGUUAGAAAUUAUAUUAGAAUUCUUAUAUAUUGGUGAAAUUACUUUAGAAUUAGAAUCUAUCGAGGAUUGGAUUGAUUUAAUAUAUGGAGCAUCUAGGUUUUUGAUUCAUACUUUAGUUCAAAGAUGUGAAAAAGCACUUAAAGAAUUAGUGAAUGAAGAAAAUGUUGAUGAUAUUGAAGCGAUUGCAAGAGAAUGUGGGGCUGAACAAUUAAUAAGGUAUUUUGAUAUGUUAUUAGAUGUAGACGAUGAAGUUACCACUUCUUCCGAUGAAGAUAAAAAUAAAUUGAACGCAGAGAAGAAGAAUGCUAAAAAGAUAACGAAUAUUGGAGUAACUAGUUUAAGAAAUAUUUUUAGAAGAAAGAAUAAGAAAUCGAAGAAGUUACUUAAUUUGGUUUAGAAAAAAAAAAA